Messenger RNA from Lepus europaeus (European hare), 12724 nucleotides. Its product is annotated as general transcription factor 3C polypeptide 1-like. Lineage: Eukaryota; Metazoa; Chordata; Mammalia; Lagomorpha; Leporidae. The transcript is spliced from 16 exons. The record is from RefSeq and is a predicted model, not a curated record. Bases 68 to 3034 code for a protein of 988 amino acids. Gene Ontology annotation, molecular function: DNA binding. Gene Ontology annotation, biological process: transcription initiation at RNA polymerase III promoter; 5S class rRNA transcription by RNA polymerase III. Gene Ontology annotation, cellular component: transcription factor TFIIIC complex.
CGCGCUGGGAAAGGCCGCCUGGCGCCGCGGUGCGCAGGCGCCGCGGGGGCUGCUAAGUGAAGCGGCAAUGGACGCCUUGGAGUCGUUGUUGGACGAGGUGGCCCUGGAGGGGCUCGAUGGCCUAUGUCUGCCCGCGCUGUGGAGCCGCCUGGAAACGCGCGUGCCGCCUUUCCCUUUGCCGUUGGAGCCCUACACGCAGGAGUUUCUGUGGCGGGCCCUUGCCACGCACCCAGGAAUCAGCUUCUAUGAGGAGCCUCGGGAGCGACCAGACCUCCAGCUCCAGGAUCGGUACGAGGAGAUUGACUUGGAAACUGGCAUUUUGGAGUCCAGGAGGGACCCGGUCCCUCUGGAGGAUGUCUACCCCAUUCACAUGAUCUUAGAGAACAAGGAUGGCAUCCAGGGCUCGUGUCGGUACUUUAAGGAGAGGAAGAACAUCACCAGCGACAUCAGGACCAAGUCUCUGCAGCCGCGUUGUACGAUGGUGGAAGCCUUUGACAGGUGGGGGAAGAAGCUGAUCAUCGUUGCCUCCCAGGCCAUGCGUUACCGGGCCCUGAUAGGCCAGGAGGGGGAUCCUGACCUGAAGCUCCCCGACUUCUCCUACUGCAUCCUGGAGCGACUGGGCCGGUCCAGGUGGCAGGGGGAGCUGCAGCGAGACCUGCACAGCAGUGCCUUCAAGGUCGAUGCUGGGAAGCUUCACUAUCACAGGAAAAUCCUGAACAAAAACGGGCUCAUCACAAUGCAGUCCCACGUGAUCCGGCUGCCCACUGGAGCCCAGCAGCACUCGAUCCUCCUCCUCCUCAACCGCUUUCACGUGGACAGGAGGAGCAAAUACGACAUCCUCAUGGAGAAGCUGUCGGUGAUGCUGAGCGCACGGAGUAACCGCAUCGAGACACUGGGCAGGCUGAGGGAGGAACUGGGGCUGUGUGAAAGGACGUUUAAGCGCCUGUACCAAUACAUGCUGAAUGCCGGACUCGCCAAGGUCGUGUCUCUUCCCUUGCAAGAGAUUCACCCUGAAUGUGGGCCCUGUAAGACCAAGAAAGGGACUGACGUCAUGGUCCGCUGCCUUAAGCUGAUGAAAGAGUUCAAGCGGAAGAUGCACGACGACCAGGACGAUGACGAGGACGAGGAGGUCAUCUCCAAGGCGGUGCCGCCGGUGGACAUCGUGUACGAGCGGGACAUGCUCACGCAGACCUACGAGCUCAUCGAACGCAGAGGCACAAAAGGCAUCUCCCAGGCUGAGAUUCGCGUGGCCAUGAACGUGGGGAAGCUGGAAGCAAGAAUGCUGUGUCUGCUCCUCCAGAGGUUCAAGGUCGUCAAGGGCUUCAUGGAAGAUGAAGGCCGCCAGCGGACCACCAAGUACAUCUCCUGCGUGUUCGCCGAGGAGAGCGACCUGAGCCGCCAGUAUGCCCGGGAGAAGGCCCGCAGCGAGCUGCUGGCCACCGUGAGCCUGGCCUCCAUGCAGGAGGAGUCGCUCCCGCCCGAGGGCGAAGACGCCUUCCUCUCGGAGUCGGACAGCGAGGACGAGGGCGGCAGCAGCAAGCGGAAAGGCCGAGGGCCCCAGGGGGACGCCAGGGCCUCCGGCAGCCUCGGGCUGGGGGCCCAGCCUCAUCACUCCACCCCCACCAAGGGUGGGUGGAAAGUCGUGAACCUGAACCCUCUCAAGCGGCAGCCACCUGCCUUGGCGGGAGCUGCCGAGGGUGCCGCGUGUGGGAGCCGCGCUGGCACCGACAACCUCCUGGACACCAGCAGCUCCUCAGAGCCCAGCUUCGGCUCGCACCACAUGGAGAAUGACACUGGCGACAUCGCCUUGAUCGAGGAGGUCCGGCUGGAAAACCCCAAGGAGAGCAGCGGUUCCCAGAAGAGCGGGAAGCAUGGCCCCGGCCAGGACAAGCCGCAUGAAACCUACCGGCUGCUGAAACGCAGGAAUCUGAUCAUAGAGGCCGUCACCAACCUGCGUCUGAUCGAGAGCUUGUUCACGAUUCAGAAGAUGAUCAUGGAUCAGGAGAAGCGGGAAGGCGUGUCCACCAAGUGCUGUAAGAAGUCCAUCGUCCGCCUGGUGCGGAACCUCUCUGAGGAGGGGCUCCUGCGGCUCUACCGGACCACGGUUAUCCACGAUGGGAUCAAGAAGAAGGUUGAUCUGGUUGUGCACCCAUCCAUGGACCAGAACGACCCUCUGGUAAGAAGUGCCAUUGAGCAGGUUCGCUUCCGGAUCUCCAACUCAAGCACAGCCAAUAGGCAAGUGGCAGACAGGAAGGACCGCUCAGCAAGGCCACCAGGCUCGGCCAAAGUUCCCCCACCCCCGCCACCCCAAGAGGAAGUGGAAGAAGAAACUCCAGUGGCAGAGGCCCCCAGCGCAUCGGGAGCCUCCCAGCUGAACACCUCCAAUAAAGUAGAGAGCGCACGCGUGAAAAAGACAGAUGAAAAGAUGGGCAUCACCCAGCUGAAGAACUACAACCCCGUCAUCGUUCCAGGACUCGGCCGCUCUCUGGGGUUUCUGCCCAAGAUGCCUCGCCUGCGUGUGGUGCACAUGUUUCUGUGGUACCUGAUCUACGGGCACCCUGCCAACAAGACGGCGCACAAGCCCGGCGGCGAGAGGAGGUCCCGACGGCAGGAGUCAAGCAGGAUGAGGGCCCAGGCUGCCUCUGCAAGGCAUGCGGAGGCCUCCUCGGAGGGCAGGGAGACUGUCACCUGGGAGGCCGAAGUGGAGCUCGACACGGAGACCGUGUACGUGAAUGAAGUCUCAUGGAUGCGCUACGUCCCUCCUAUCCCGGUGCACAGGGACUUCGGCUUUGGCUGGGCUCUCGUCAGCGACAUUCUCCUCUGUCUGCCCCUCUCCAUCUUCAUCCAGAUCGUGCAAGUCAGCUACAAGGUACUGGCGACUCGGGCCGCUGCAGAGCCUGGGGCUGGCCCCUCGGCUACAGGCUGGGGACCUACACUCACCUGGCCGAGAGUUGCCUGGGCGGAUGGGCAAAUGGGUAAAUGGAUGGACAGGUGGUCCAUCGAGAGGAACUGCAUCAAGGAUGUGUUCUUAUAAGUAGACUCGAUCAGGUGAUUGGGUGGAUAAUCGGGGGAACUGCAUAAAAAAUCAUUAUUCUACAUCUCUUUGUCAGUAGGCAGGUAGGUAAAAAAAAAAAUAAUUUACAGUGCAGCAAUGAAGUGUGAUGUUUUUAGAAAUAUAGGAAAGGGAAGAAAUAGAAAUGACUGUAGCCUCACCGCUUAGAGAUGAUCACUGCUAAAGGUUUCAGUACCUUUUCUUCUGGUCCUUGUUUGCUGUGCCGUGUUUGUGUGCUUCGUGUGUCUGGCUGUGUGACCUCCCUUUUCUCUCAACUGAGCUGAGAUUUUAUUUGCUCUUUGUAACCUUUAUCUUCAUUGUAUUUGAAAGUUAGGGAGAGAGGGGGAAGAGAGAUCCUGUGUCCUCUGUUCACUUCCCCAAAUACCCACAACAGCCAGGGCAGGGUCAGGCCAAAGCCAGGAGCCCAGCACUCAGUCUGAGUCUCCCACGUGGGCGGCAGGGACCCAAGCACGUGACCGGCAUUGCAGGAGGUGGCUUCACCCGCUAUGCCAGAACGCCGGCCCCAAGCUCCCCUUUCUGAGUCACCACCCAUCCCUGGCGCCACCAGAAGCCAAGGCCGCACCCCAUUCUGCCUCACGAUGCAGCCAUUUAGUGCUCCAAACUCCAAGGUCCCUGACCCUUUCUUAGACAUCAUGUGAGGCACGUAGGGCUGUGCUGCAGACAAAGCAACCCUGCAGUAGGGAGGCAGAGCAGAGGGCUGUUUCUCUCCUAGGUGGCACAGCCACACCCCACCAGUCUUUCCAGGGCCCCAGUUCCUGGGGGCAGCUGGGAAGGAGGGUGGAGGAGACCUGCCCGGGGUCUCCAGCCCUGACUCGGACUGUCCAUUUGCAAGAGCCGUGCAGGGCCAUGUUACUGCCCAGGAGGCCCAGAUGUCUUCUGUCCUAUGGAAGAAGGGGCCCAGGUUUUGGGUGACUGCGGCUGGCCUUUGCCACAAACUCUGAUGCCUUAACCUGGUGUUUGGGGUCCACGUGCAUGUGUCUCCAGCUUUGGGAGUGGAAAGGCUGAGAGAGCACGAUCCAGGACAAGUCCAGCCUCACAUCUUCCUCCUGGUCCAGUACAGCACCGGACACAGGGCCAGCGCACAGGGGUGGAGGCACAAGCAGGGUCCCUCACUCAGCUGGCAAAUAUCUGGUCACAUUUACCACGUGCCAAGCUCUGUUCUGGGCCAUGGAGACCCAAAGACACACUCAGCUGCUCUGCCCUGACACAUUCUUUUUCUUCUUUGGGUUCAUGGAGGAGGAAAUUACCUUAAUGCCUCAGGGCCUUUGCAUGUGCCAUUCCUGCUUCCUGGAAUCCCCUCCCCACAGCUCUCCUCUUUGCUUGCCUGGCCAGAACCCACUUUGUGUCUCUUCCUAGGAAGAGACAUGGACAGGGUAGACUGUUCCCUUCACCCGUGCAAAUACUCCUCCUUUGUAAAUGUUAGCACAGCUGCAUGAAGUAAUGUUUUCCCUGCAUCCGAUCUAAUUUCAGGUCAGUUGCCACUGUUGAGUUUCUAAGCUCCAUGAUGACAGGUGCAUUUCUGGUUGCUCAGAGCCCUAGCAGAAUGCCUGGGUGCAAGAGACACGGUGUCUUGUGCUUGUUAAAGUUCCAAGCAGCGCUGUCACCAGCUCACAGCUGAGAAGGCUGAGGCUCGGAGGCGCUGGGUCCCUGGCCUUGGCCCACACAGGGCCUGAGCCUGGGCACUGGGGCCUCUGCCUGCCUGCCUCCGGUGAGCGCCUUUGCCUUCACAGCUUUGCACAAUUAGAGCAGCACACGGUGCAUGCUCUCACGAGGUAUUAAUAGGGUAUGUUUAAGGGGUGGUGGGAGGGCAGAGGAGGGUGUGACUGACUCAGGCUGGGGGAGCGAUGGCUGCCUGGAGGAGGCGGCGACCUUGAAGGCUCAGAAACCGUGGGCAAGUUGGAACAGCUACAGGGAAUGCGUGGGAGUGUGAGAAAUGAGACCAGAGGCAGCGCUGGCUGGGACACCCCCGCUCUGGGGUGCCAGGGGGUUUGGACUUAGCUGGGCUGAUGGGAGAGAACUCCCAGGCACUUGCGAGCUGAGGAGUGAGGCGAAGCAGAAGGUUCUGUCAAGAUCCUUGCCUGAGGUCCGGGCUGCAAACUGGCACUUGCUGGCAGGCAGGCAGGCAGGCUUGGCCGGGCUCACUCAGGAUCUUAAAAUGGAAUUUGUGGCCAAGUGUAUUAGCAUGGAUUUAAGGCCAGUUGCUGAGCCAAACACCCAACAUCACAGAGGCUUACACGACACAGGAGCAUGGAUUUUCUCUCUCGCAUGAUCUAAAGGAACCAGGCACCUCGGCCCAAAGGCAUCUCCCUUGCCUACAUGGUCUCAGGUGGCCAAAGUCAUGGGCGGUCCCCCAAAGAGAAGGGCUGAGUGUGCCCAGAGAACAGUCUUUCUCCCAGCCGAACUUGCAAAUUCAGGAGGUUCUGCCUUCUCUGGGACAGGAGGAAGAACCCAGCAGUACUGGUCGCAUGUGGCCACAGUGGACUCCAGCCCCGCAGGGUGGGCCGCUGUUCUCCAAUUUCCCGCAGUCUCCGCCACUACCUUUUGUGUCCCUGACCCUGUGUGGCGGUUGGCAUCAGUCAUCUACACCAGCCCCUCGUGAGUUCACGGCCACGUCCUGAACAAAGGAUGUCCUGGAGGCCACGGAGCUGGGACCCGUUUAGGCAGAGUGGCUGGCACGAGGCAGUACUGGCUCAGGGCAGUCUCAGCCCAGGCUUGGGAUGGAAGUGUCACUUCCUUCCUCCACCCUGGCACGUGCAGUCACCUGCAGAAUCCUGGGACUGCAAGGAAACCUUCUUGGAAAUAGGGGUGGGAUUUUUGUGCACCUGCUUUCCUGGGGCAUCCCCAGAGGGGAGGGAGUGUGCCCAGCCUGUCCUCUGUGGGGCUCUCAGACCCCUGAUGCCAUCCAGAAGGGGCUGAUGCAGGCAUGAGGGAGCCAUGCUCCUGCCCAGCUGCAGGUGCGUUUUGUGUUUCAGCCCCGUGGGAGCUGUGGCAUGGGUUCUCCCCAUCCCUGCUGGGACCAGUCAUUGAAGAAUGGUUUCCUGCACAGGGGCACUGGCCGCUGUGGUCAUUUCCAUUAUUCUGACCCCAGGGUGAGGUGGGACAGGGGUGUCUGGUGUCUGUGUUCUGGGCAGGUGUCUGUGAGUCCCCUGGAGCAUGGGCAAGCUUGCUUCCUCACGGGCGCAGAAGCCCCGUGGGCAGGAAAUGGCAUUGGGAUGGUAGACCCUCAAGGCUGUGGUGGUACAAAACUUCCCCAUAGCACUCUGAUUUUGUUUGCUCCACCUGAGCCCCAGCUACCAUCAUGGGUUCUGUGCCUCUGGGAGCCACAUACCUGUGGCCUCAUUCCCUGUUGACUACUGGCUCUCUGGAGUCCCAGCCCUCCUUGCCAAUCCCAGGUUUCCCAGAGGCCUCCUUUGCAUGUGGGGUCUGGGUUGCUUAUGGGUGACUCCCCUCCUGACGGGGGAGUGAGCAUCAGAAUACGAUGCUGCCCCCUUUUGGGUUUCCAUAGUGACAGGGCCUCUCAGAGAGCAUCUGAGGAUUCUGCUGACUGCACUGGAGGUCCGUGGGAGGUCCCGCUGCACAGCGCCGGCUCCACUAUGCAUCUGUCACCUGGCUGGCCCCACUCCUCCCGCCUGGGCUUCCCAAGGAGUUCCUGCCUCACUCACGCAAAGCCCCCUCUCACUCCCCAAGCCUUCCCUGUGGCAGUGGACAUGCAGCCCCAUAGGCACAGGUGUGUGUGUGUGUGUGCAGUGUGUAUACGUGCACAGGUAUGUGUGUACACAUGCACAGGUUGGUGUAUGUUCAGUGCAGGUGUGGGUAUGUGUGUAUACAAAUGUGCAUACGUGCAAAGGUGUGUGUACACAGGUGUGUGCAGUGUGUAUAUGUGUACAGGUGUGUGUAUAUGUGCACAUGUGCACAGGUGUGUAUAUGUGUGGUGUGGGCAUGCAGUGUGUAUACGAGCACAGGUGUGUACAUGUGCACACGUGUGUUUGUGUAUAGGUGCGUGCAGUGUGUGUAUGUGCACAGGUGUGUGUAUGUGUGCACAGGUGUGUAUAUGUGCAGUGUGGGCAUGCAGUGUGUAUACGAGCACAGAUGUGUACAUGUACACACGUGUGUUUGUGUAUAGGUGCGUGCAGUGUGUGUAUGUGCACAAGUGUGUGUACGUGUGCACAGGUAUGUAUAUGUGCAGUGUGGGCAUGCAGUGUGUAUAUGAGCACAGGUGUGUACAUGUGCACACGUGUGUUUGUGUAUAGGUGCGUGCAGUGUGUGUAUGUGCACAGGUGUGUAUACGUGCGGUGUGGGCAUGCAGUGUGUAUACGAGCACAGGUGUGUACAUGUGCACACGUGUGUUUGUGUAUAGGUGCGUGCAGUGUGUGUAUGUGCACAGGUGUGUGUACAUGUGCACAGGUGUGUAUAUGUGCGGUGUGGGCAUGCAGUGUGUAUACGAGCACAGGUGUGUACAUGUGCACACGUGUGUUUGUGUAUAGGUGCGUGCAGUGUGUGUAUGUGCACAGGUGUGUGUAUGUGUGCACAGGUGUGUAUAUGUGCAGUGUGGGCAUGCAUAGUGUGUAUACGAGCACAGGUGUGUACAUGUGCACAGGGGUGUGUGACAUGUGCAGGUGUGUGUGUAUGUGUGUGCCCGCACACACACUGGGAUACUCUGGUGCAGGCACAUCAUUGAACACUUUCUCAACAGAGUCAUUUCUGUCCCUGGGAGGAAUCCUGGGGCCAGCAGCCAGGACAAGACAGUCGCUUCACUCAGUCACCCUGCGUAGCGGGCUGAGAAGUCGGCCACUGUGCCCAUUUUACAGAUGAAGAAACUGAGGCUGAGAGCAGUGCAGCAACUCCCCCAGGGUCCCCCGCUGGGGAGGUGUGCCCUGAGCCUCGGGGGCAGCCCUGCCGACUUCACAGCCAGGCCCCUUCCUGCUGCAGCUCUGCCUCCUCAGAGAUCCUUUGCUGGGGCUCGGCCUUGAGUUUGCUUCUGUGGUGAGCCUGGCUGGGAUGGCAGAGGCUGGGGGCAACAGCAAAGCCCUGGUUUACAACAGCAAUCAGAUAGGAGGGACUUCACACAGGUGGUGGAAACAGAAUUCAAAUAGGAGCUUGAGUGCAAAAAACAAUUUGGAAAUCCAUGCAUUGUUUUCCAGAAAACACAUUUUCUGUGAAAUUGUGAAGACCUCUGUGUGCAUGAGUUCCAAGCUGUUUUUUAUUUUAUUUAUUUGGUAGGAAGAUGACAGGGUGGGGGGUAUGAAGAGAGAGAUCCUUCAUUUGCUGGUUCACUCCCCAGGGCUGUGUCAAGCCGAAGCCAGGAGCCAGGCGCUCCAUCCGGGUCUCCCAUGUUGGAAGCAGAAGCUCAAGUACUUGAGCCAUCAGCUGCUGCCUCUCCCUUAGCAGGGAGCUGGACCAGAAGCGGAGUAGCCAGGACACACACUGGCAGUUGGCAUGUGGACAUCUCAAGUAGCUGUCUAACCUGCUGAGCCACAAACCUGCCCUUCUGGUGGUCUAAUGGGGACACAGGUGAUGAACACACACACAUAGACGCAUCUGUUCCCACUGAAGGACCCUUAUGGGGGAGAGGGACAAGAAACUAGGCCUGGGCAAAUAUCAGGGGCUUCUUAAGAGGUUAGAUGUUCCCCAGAGUCUAGCGGGCAGGAUGUUCUCUGGGAAGGAAAAGUCAAUCCCCUUCAGAGAACCUCUAGGCAUGCCCAGAGCAGAGCUGCCCCUCCCCUCCGGGAAACCUCUGGGCGCGCCCAGAGCAGAGCUGCCCCUCCCUUCGGAGAGUCUCUAGGCGCACACUUAUGAUGUCACUGCGACCGGCCAAUCCUGUAACACCUCAGCACUCUCCCUCAGCACUCUCCCUCAGCACUCUCCCUCAGCAUUCUCCGGUAUGCUAAUUGUCCCUCUGAACCAGCCAAUCCCGUGCCACCUCUGCAUUUUAUACCAGCACUCUCCACCAGCAUUCUUUACCAGCAUUCUCCCAUAUGCUAAUUCGUUGCCUAUAUAACCUGUGAGUAACUGCCGCUCAGGGCUCCUCACCGCCUGAGGUGGGGGCCCGUUUGCGCAAACGUUCAAUAAAAACCUCGUGCUUUUUGCAUCAACUGGUCUGGAGUCUGGAUUUUUGGGCGUCCUCUCGAGCAAGUGGGCAUCUCUACAACUGAGAGGUCCAACAUUUUGGCGCCCAACGUGGGGCUCGAGGUCGCCCUCAGACCCAUUCUCUGCGGACCAGUUGGAGGUACGAUUAAGUGUUUUCUGUUUGUUGUUCUUCGUCUUGAGUGUUCUGACUGGCCAGUACCUGACUCUGUGAGACCAGUGGGGGAGGCAGGCGUGCCCAGCAACCCCUGGUCCGUUCCCCGGAGGACGCUCCGGUCUGUGAGACCAGUAGGGGAAACCCUCGGUCUGUUCCCCCGGAAGACGCUCCCGGGGUGGUCUGGAGGUGGGUCGGAGACCAAGUCUCCCUCCUUCCCGGGGAGGGCUGGUCAGGCAGCCGCUCCCAAAAAUAGCGCAAUAGCGUUCGAUUUGUCCUAGCCAUGUGGUUUGUCUUGUUUACUGUAUGUGUCUGUGUAUUUGCUGUUCUUUUUUUUGGGCUGAAAUCUUUGCACCCAUGGGUCAACAAAUAACCACCCCUUUAAGUCUCACUCUAGAUCACUGGAAGGACGUUCGAGAACGCGCGCACCACCUCUCAGUGGAGGUUAAAAGGAAACGAUGGGCAAAAUUCUGUUCCUCAGAAUGGCCGGCCUUCGAGGUCGGCUGGCCAAGGAACAGCACUUUUAACCUUGAUAUUAUUUUACAGAUUAAGGCGCGAGUCUUUCAGCCAGGAUCCAAUGGACACCCUGAUCAGGUGCCCUACAUUACCACGUGGGAGGAUCUUUCACGUAAUCCCCCCUCCCUGGAUAGAACCCUUCUCCUUCCCGACGGAGCCCAUACGGACCCCGAUACCCCCUCCUCCUAUCCCGGUUGUGCCAACCUCUUCCCUAUACCCUCUGAAGGAGAUUCGAGAUCCAAAACCUGACAAGCCACCGGUUCUUCCGGCUGAUCAGGACUUUCUGCUCUUUGACUCUCCCCCACCCUAUCUUCCCGGCCAGCCUGCUCCCCCGCAGGAACCCCCACAACAACCAGAGCGGGAUGUGCAACCUUCUGCACCAUCCCCUGAUUCCACAAGGGCAGGGGAAGAAGUCUCAGCGCCUUCCCCGCCCUCCAGCCGCCUGCGCCUCCGUCGGGGGCAGGCAGGGGGCUCGGGAAGCGUCUGGACUUCGCAGGCUUUUCCUCUUCGCUCGGUGAAAACCCAUAACCCCUCUUUCUCUCAAGACCCCCAGGCUCUGACUGGGCUUUAUUGACUCAUCAGCCCACCUGGGAUGAUUGUCAGCAGCUUCUGCCGACCCUCCUCACUACUGAGGAAAAGCAGCGUGUCUACCUUGAGGCACGGAAAAACGUCCCUGGAGCAGAUGGCCGACCGACCCUACUGCCAAACGAAAUCGAGGAGGCGUUUCCUUUAACCCGUCCUGAUUGGGACUACACCACCGUUGCUGGUAGGGAGCGACUUCGUCUUUACCGCCAGAUUCUCCUUGCGGGUCUCAGAGGGGCUGGAAAGCGCCCCACCAAUUUGGCCAAGGUACGUGCAGUAGUGCAGGGGGCUGAGGAAGCGCCGGCAGGCUUCCUAGAAAUUGGAAAUUGCACUGUGCCUAUAGACCCCAAAGUUCAGGAAAGAGACCUUGACCAAAUUAGCGUUGGAGACUGGCGUUAAAGACUGGGUCCAACUCCUCCCUAUGGUGUUGUUCCGGGUCCAAAACACGCCCUCUCAUUGCGGGCUGACGCCAUACGAAAUCCUUUAUGGAGGGCCCCCACCAGUAGCAGGCUUGCUUGACCUUGCCAGUGACUCUGUUGCAGAUGCCCCUAAAUUACAGGCCCGAUUGAGAGCGCUCCAGAUCAUCCAGAACCAGGUCUGGAAACCUCUUGCAGCAGCCUACCAACCCGAGACGACAACCAUCCCACAUCCUUUCCAAAUCGGUGAUGCUGUGUAUGUCCGAAGGCCCCAAUCUAAGACUCUAGAGCCCCGGUGGAAAGGCCCCUUCACUGUGCUGUUGACAACUCCCACCGCUCUCAAGGUCGACGGAAUCGCUGCUUGGGUCCACGCCUCACACGUGAAGCGAGCACCACCUCCCCAGGGCCCCGAGGAUCCGGAUAGACUAGCCAAAUGGAAGCUCCAGCGCACUCAGAACCCACUCAAGCUAAGAAUAUUUGUGAUGUUCCUGGCCUUUCCCCAUUGUUUUUCCAAUUCCCAUGCUCCACAAUUGUUAACGUGGGAAGUAAUUUCCUCCACAGGACGGGUGGCCUGGUCUGUUAGUGGGUUACAUACCCCCGGGGCAUGGUGGCGCACCUUAUACCCGGACGUAUGUCAACUGGUUACUGGGUUAGAUACCUGGGAUGUACCUGACCAGGAUAAUUUGACAAAAAUCCCUGGAAAUAGUCUUAACUAUUGGGGCGUGUAUGGCUCCCAGUCCCCAGUCAGUGGGACCCAACCCAGUCCAGCAAGAACAGAGUUCCCUCCCUCCAGUGAGGCAGGCUCUCCCCAGGCCAAACCCUCCCACCAGCCACCCUUUCGCCUAGCUUGGCAAGUUUAACUCCUAACGCCUCAAGCCCCCGUACAACCGGAUAGCGGCUGUUUAACCUUUUGACAGGGGCCUUUCUGGCCCUCAACCAGACCAAUCCGGAGCUGACCGAGUCCUGCUAGCUAUGCCUAGCCCCAGGUCCACCUUAUUACGAGGGCCUCGCGGUCCCCAGGACCUGGAAUGGCACUACAGAGGCAAAUAAUUGCCUCUUGCCCCUUCGGCCGCGUCUCACUCUUACAGAGGUGUCGGGACAAGGUACUUGUGUAGGAAAUCCUCCCUUGUCCCACCGACACUUGUGCAAUGUCACCCACAAUGUUACUAUACGAGACGGCCCAUGUGUUCUUAACAGGUUGCUCCAGUUUAUCCGCGAGAGGCUUUUCCUUGUCCAAACCCUGGUGCUGACCCAACAGUACCAGUGUCAAGCUUCAAAGACCUCCGAGGUCCAAUAGAUUUUAGGAUUAAAAUCUUUGCAAAAAGAAAAGGAGGGAAUGAAGGACCCUUAUGGGGGAGAGGGACAAGAAACUAGGCCUGGGCAAAUAUCAGGGGCUUCUUAAGAGGUUAGAUGUUCCCCAGAGUCUAGCGGGCAGGAUGUUCUCUGGGAAGGAAAAGUCAAUCCCCUUCAGAGAACCUCUAGGCAUGCCCAGAGCAGAGCUGCCCCUCCCCUCCGGGAAACCUCUGGGCGCGCCCAGAGCAGAGCUGCCCCUCCCUUCGGAGAGUCUCUAGGCGCACACUUAUGAUGUCACUGCGACCGGCCAAUCCUGUAACACCUCAGCACUCUCCCUCAGCACUCUCCCUCAGCACUCUCCCUCAGCAUUCUCCGGUAUGCUAAUUGUCCCUCUGAACCAGCCAAUCCCGUGCCACCUCUGCAUUUUAUACCAGCACUCUCCACCAGCAUUCUUUACCAGCAUUCUCCCAUAUGCUAAUUCGUUGCCUAUAUAACCUGUGAGUAACUGCCGCUCAGGGCUCCUCACCGCCUGAGGUGGGGGCCCAUUUGCGCAAACGUUCAAUAAAAACCUCGUGCUUUUUGCAUCAACUGGUCUGGAGUCUGGAU